Volvox carteri f. nagariensis is the source of this 195-nucleotide messenger RNA. RefSeq names its product component of cytosolic 80S ribosome and 40S small subunit (gene rps28). Gene Ontology annotation, molecular function: structural constituent of ribosome. The annotation marks the transcript as partial. Gene Ontology annotation, cellular component: cytosolic small ribosomal subunit; ribosome. Lineage: Eukaryota; Viridiplantae; Chlorophyta; Chlorophyceae; Chlamydomonadales; Volvocaceae. The transcript is spliced from 3 exons. Gene Ontology annotation, biological process: ribosomal small subunit assembly; translation; maturation of SSU-rRNA. The record is from RefSeq and is a predicted model, not a curated record.
GACGCCCCGGCUAAGCUCGCCAUCGUCAUGAAGGUUAUUGGGCGCACUGGCUCGCGUGGCCAGGUGACCCAGGUGCGCGUGAAGUUCCUGGACGAUCAGAACCGUCUGAUCAUGCGCAACGUGAAGGGCCCCGUCCGUGAGGGCGAUAUCUUGACCCUACUGGAGUCUGAGCGUGAGGCCCGUCGUCUGCGGUAA